This is a messenger RNA of Microthlaspi erraticum, 621 nucleotides long. The record is from the annotation of a GenBank genome assembly. Lineage: Eukaryota; Viridiplantae; Streptophyta; Magnoliopsida; Brassicales; Brassicaceae.
AUGAGACCUAAUUUGCUUUCUUUUGGUGCAGGUCAACUAGUUUUGAGGACAAAACUUUUUCAAGAGGGAGGGGAUGAUGCGAUCAUGGAUGAGGAGGUUCAGGAAAAGCAGCUUUUGGCCGAGGAAGAAGAUGGAAUGGAGCAGCUUGAAGCCGAGGAGGGACUUGAAGCCGCGCAACUUGAACCUGAUGGAGCUAAACAUAUGGAGCUGGAACCUGACGGAAUUAAAGAGCUUGCAGCUGAGAAGGAGCUUGUUUCCAAGGAUUCUGUAGCUGCGCCAAUGGAACUGAUUACUCAUUCUGGAGUUAAUCUUGAGCCAAGAUGGAGAAGACAUGAUCCUAAACCUCCCUGGUUUUUGAUCCAAGCUCAAGAGAUCAGCAAAUGGGCAUGUGUCUCAUUUGUACUCUUUUUCCCUUGUCAAGUUUUGUCCCAAUGGGUUUUCUUGACAAGGUUUUUAAUGAGGCAAAUGGGUCACAUACAAAUAACCCAUUUAGCUGAUCAAGACCAAGGCCCAUUUCCCUUCUUCAACUCUAAGUCUUGCCGCCCAGGGUCUCAUUUUUAUUCAAACUUUGUCUUUAAUGUUUGUGUGUUUCCGAGAUGGUCAUGGAGUCUGUUCCAUUGA